Bubalus bubalis (water buffalo) is the source of this 15582-nucleotide messenger RNA. It is a transcript of the gene TET1, whose product is annotated as tet methylcytosine dioxygenase 1. The record is from RefSeq and is a predicted model, not a curated record. NCBI's taxonomy places the organism in Eukaryota, Metazoa, Chordata, Mammalia, Artiodactyla, Bovidae. Bases 557 to 7057 code for a protein of 2166 amino acids. Gene Ontology annotation, cellular component: nucleus. Gene Ontology annotation, molecular function: DNA 5-methylcytosine dioxygenase activity; zinc ion binding; DNA binding. Gene Ontology annotation, biological process: oxidative demethylation; positive regulation of transcription by RNA polymerase II. The transcript has 13 exons.
CCAGGGAAGGCAGAGCCCCAGCUUCACUCCCUGAGGUCUGUCCUGGGGAGACAGUGCUGCUCCGGGGGGCUGACCUGGCGGGGAGUGGCAGCGCAGCCCGCUCCCGCGCCGCUUUGUGCGCGCAGCCGCUGGGCCCUCUGCUCCCGGGUCUGCCCCCCCGGACGCCCCCCUGCCCCGCCCCAGUCAUGCAACUCUACCUGCCUCUGCGCUGUGGACCUUUGGGAAGCAGUCGCCCACCCCGGGGGCUCGGGCCCUGACCCUGCCAGGCAGCCGGUAGGUGUCCUCCCGGGGCCCUCCCGCGCCCCUCGCGCCCGCCGGGGCCCCUGACUCCGAAGUUGUGGGGACGAUCGCAAGUUGGAAAGUUUCCCCGAGGGCUGGUGCAGGCUUGGAGCCGGGGGGACGCGCGCAGUCCUCGGAGCCUGAGGGGGCCAGUGACCAAAACCUCGUGCAACUGAGCACAACCAAGGUGCAUGCAGAUUCUCCUCUGAAGUGAGACUUUCCAAAGGACCAAUGACUCUGUCCCUCAUGCCCUUUCAGAUUUUCCUACUUCAUAGCUAUGUCUCGAUCUCGCCACGCAAGACCUUCCAAAUUAGUCAGGAGGGAAGAUCUAAACAAGAAGAACAACAAGCAACUGAAGAAGGGAUCUAAGCCAGCCAACAAAAAUGUGGCGACUGUCAAGACUGUGAGCCCUGGAAAAUUGGAGCAAUUCGUGCAAGAAAGAGAUGUUAAGAAAAAAACAGAACCCAAACUGACUGUGCCAGUCAGAAGCCUUCUGACAAGAGCUGGAGCAGCACGAAUGAAUUUGGAUAGGACCGAGGUUCUUUUUCAGAACCCAGAGUCCUUAACUUGCAAUGGGUUUACAAUGGCUCUGCGAAGCACCUCUCUUAGCAGACGACUCUCCCAACCCGCAAUGGUCAUAGCCAGACCCAAGAAAGUUCCACCACCUAAGAAUCUAGGAAAGCAACAUGAGUGUAAUUAUAAGGUACUUACAGACAUGGGAGUAAAGCACUCAGAAAAUGAUUCAGUCCCGAUGCAAGACCCCCCAGUCCCCCCUGACAUAGAGAAGCUAAUUGGCAUACAAAAUGCAUCUUUCAUUAAAGACGAGAGCCAAGAGACAGCCCAGUCUUGGUCCCAAGGUGUCGAGGAUUCCAAAAUAAUUUGCUCUACUCCUAGUGACCCUGCAGCAGAGAUUCUUUCUGGGUCACUGGAAGGGACAUGUGGUGGAGAAGAACUAUUCUCUAGAGAGACAGUGAAUAAUAUCAGUGAUUCCCCUAGAAUGUUUGCUCAGGACACUGUCUGUGUUCCUUUGCUCCAAAGAGCAGCCCUCAAGGUUACCUCUGAAGGAAACCCCAGCAUUCAGUUAGAAGAUUUGGGUUCACGAGUAGAAUCUCUUAAGCUGUCUGAUUCUUACCUGGAUCCCAUCAAAAGUGAACAUGAUUGCUGCCCCACCUCCAGCUUUAAUAAGGUUGUACCUGCAUUGGACCUUAGAAACUGUUUGUCUAUUGGUGGGUCAAUAUAUCCUACCUCAUUAAUAAAACUCCUCUUGGCAGGUUCAGAACAAGAAACCCUUGGUGCUAAACCAGAUCAUCAAGAGGUACUCAGAACUACCCCAGAUCAACAAGAAGUUCCUGAUACCACCCCUGUCCUAGGACAGGCCUUUAGUGCUGUCCCACAUCAAUGGGAAGUUCCUGGUGCUAACCCAGUUCAUGGAGAGCCUUUGGGUGAGACUCCAGACCCACCAGAGAUUCCUGGUGCUAUUCCAGUCCAAGGAGAGGUCUUUGGUGCUAUCUUAAAUCAACAAGUCCUUGGUAUGGGUGGUGGUACUGCCUCAGACCCACCUAUCUUUCUUCCAGCCCCUCUUAACCCAGUUGCUACCUGUAAUGCUCUCCCAGCAUGGCCAGAGCCCCAGGGAACUGUUUCAUCUGGACUUGAGGUCCCGGGCACUAUGCAGAUUUUGCCUUCGGGUUCAGGUCACACUCCUCAACCAUCAUCAAACUCAGAGAUAAUUUUGGUACCUCCUGUAAUACCUAUGAACAAUAUAGAAAAUGAGAAGAAGGUUCAUAUAAGCUUUCUGCCAGCUCACACUCAGGGGUUCACAUUAGCCCCUGAGAGAGGACUCCAGCCGGCUCCACAGGGCAUUGCCCAACUCUCCCUGGUGAGUCCCAGCACAUUGGAAGGAGGGACCUCCCAGAUCAGCGCCACCAGGAUGGUUGACAUCAACACCACAGUGGUGUCUAGGCCAGUGCCACUUGCUAGUACCUCUUCUCCUUCCUACACAACUCUGCUACCUACCUUGGAAAAGAAGAAACGAAAGAGAUGUGGGGUCUGUGAGCCCUGCCAGCAGAAGACCAAUUGUGGUGAAUGUACUUACUGUAAGAAUAGAAAGAACAGCCAUCAGAUCUGUAAGAAGAGGAAAUGUGAGGAACUGAAAAAGAAGCCAUCCGUCAUUGUGUCUUUGGAGGUUGUAAAGGAAAACAAGAGGCCCCAGAGGGAAAAGAAGCCCAAAGUUUUAAAGGCAGAUUUUGACAACAAACUGGUAAAUGGCCCCAAGUCAGAAUCCAUGGAAUACAGUAGUUGUGCUCAUGAGGAAGAACAGAGAUUGGAAUUGAAUUCAUGUCCCUUAGAAAAUGUAACUAAAAAUGAAGAAAGGAUGACAGGUAUUGAAGUGGAGAAUUGGACACAAAACAAGAAAUCACACUUAACUGAUCAUGUCAAAGGAGAAUUUAAUACAAUUAAAACAGAAGUUGAAAAUCUGAAAAACUCUGAAGAUGACAGGAAAAAAAUUCUACUUACUGACCUCCUUGAACCUCAAAAAUUGUUUGCACAAACUGUAAGAAAUGGCAUUAAAAAUGUACACUAUUUACCAACUGAAACAAAUUUAUCUUUUAAAAAAAUCAACAUUGAAGAACUUGGCAAGGCAUUUGAAAACAAUCCUUAUAAAUUCCUGAAAGACACCGCAAACCAUAACAAUGUCAUGAGCACUGUUGCUACUAGUGUGAGCUGCGAUCAUCUCAAGGGAAAGAGCAAUGUUUUGGUUAUUCAGAAGCCUGGCUUUAAUUGUAAGUCUUUCCCAGAUCCUGUGAACUGCAACUCAAAUAGUCAUACUACUAUACACAAUGAAAGUGAUCAACCAAAAUCCCUAGAAAUUAUAGCAAAUAGAGAACUAAAAGAAGGAUCAACACUUCAACCAAGUCUCCUAUCCCUAAUGAAAGAUAGGAGAUUAACACUAGAACAAGUAGUGGCCAUAGAAGCUCUCACCCAACUUUCAGAAGCCCCAUCAGAAAAUUCCUCUCCAUCAAAGUCAGAGAAGGAUGAAGAAACAGAACAGAGAACAGCUAGUUUGCUUAACAGCUGUAAAGCUAUUCUGUAUUCUGUGAGAAAAGACUUCCAAGACCCAAACUUAAAAGGGGAGCCACAGAGCCUUCAUCACUGUCCAUCUUUGGAAAAGCAAAGCUCGUGCAACGCUGUAGUGUUCAAUGGCCAAAAUAUCAUUUCUAAGUCACACAACAGCUCACCUGGUGACCAAGCAUCCACAAAGGCACAGGAAAAUUCAACCAUCACAAAUUCACUUUUUAUACCAAAUUCAAAUUCAUCUAAAACUGAUACCAAUAAAAAUAUUGCGCAAGGUAGGAUUACUCUUGACAGUUCUAGGAAUUUGCAGCAGUUGACCACAAUAACUAGCAAAUCAGAGUAUUGUAACCAGUCACUGGACAACAGCAUCAAGUUGGAUUCAAAGGAUGAUUCAUCAUGUCAAGAUUCAGUUCACAGUAAAAUAGAAGAAGAUGUUGCCGCACAGUUAACACAACUUGCAUCAAUGAUUAAAUUCAAUUAUGUGAAACCAGAGGACAAAAAAAUUGAAAGUACACCAACAAGCCUUGUUGCAUAUAAUGUACAGCAAAAGUGUAACCAGGAGAUGGGCACACCACCACAGAAACCACCUUCCAGUGUUCAAAAUAAUCAAGGCUCAUCAGUAAUAAAGCAAAAGAACACAAUCCAGAAAAAGACAAAAUCUACUCCAUCAAGAGAUAGACGGAAAAAAAAGCACAUGGUCAUAAAUUGUCAAGAAAAUGACCAGAAAAAGCAGGAACAGUUGUCAUAUGAGUAUAGUAAAUUACAUGACAUUUGGAUAGCAUCUAAAUUUCAAAGAUUUGGUCAAUUUGGUCCACAUGAUUUUCCCAUUCUGUUGGGAAAAAUUCCUCCCCUAACUAAAGUUUGGAAACCACUGACGCAAACAAGUUCAGCAUUAGAGCACAAAAAAUUAUUUCCUCCACUCGCUCAGAUAAAAUUUGAGAGAUAUUAUCCUGAAUUAGCACAGGAAAAGAUGAAGGUUGAACCCUUGGAUUCUAUCCCCAUAAUCCCAUUAAAAACAGAAUCCACUGGGCAGGCAUUUUCAGAAAAUGCAUAUACUCAGGUACAGCCAACAGUGAAUGUCAAUCAGAAAGCUCAUCCUUUACUCCAGCCAGCCUCUCCAACCAACCAGUGUGCUAAUGUCCUGGACGGCAGUGACCAAAGACAGUUCCAAGAGGAUGUUAAAGACCAACUCAUGCAUCAGAGACUGCCAACAUUUCCUGGUAUCUCUCAUGAGACCCCUUUACCAGACCCAGCACAAAUUCUCAGGAACCUAAAUGUAGUAUGUUCAGGUGGAAUUACAGUGGUUUCUACCAAAAAUGAAGAGGACGUCUGUUCAUCUAGUGUUGGAACAUCAGAAUUUUCCCCAAUAAACAGUGCACAGAAAAGUUUUAAUGAUUAUGCGAUGAACUUCUUUACCAAUCCUACAAAAACCCUUGUGUCCACAACGAAAGAUUCUGAAUUGCCUACUUGCAACUGUCUUGAUCGAGUUAUACAAAAAGACAAAGGCCCAUAUUAUACACACCUUGGGGCAGGACCAAGUGUUGCUGCUGUCAGGGAAAUCAUGGAGAAUAGGUAUGGUCAAAAAGGAAAUGCAAUAAGGAUAGAAAUAGUAGUGUACACGGGGAAAGAAGGAAAAAGCUCUAAUGGGUGUCCAGUUGCUAAGUGGGUUUUAAGAAGAAGCAGCGACGAAGAGAAGGUUCUUUGUCUGGUCCGACAGCGUGCAGGCCACCACUGCCCAACAGCUGUGAUGGUGGUGCUCAUCAUGGUGUGGGACGGCAUUCCCCUCCCGAUGGCCGACCGGCUGUACUCGCAGCUUACCGGCAGUCUCAAGUCAUACAACGGCCACCCCACAGACCGAAGAUGCACGCUCAAUGAAAAUCGUACCUGUACAUGUCAAGGAAUUGAUCCAGAGACUUGUGGAGCUUCCUUCUCUUUUGGCUGUUCAUGGAGUAUGUAUUUUAAUGGCUGCAAAUUUGGCAGAAGCCCAAGUCCUAGAAGAUUUAGAAUUGAUCCAAGUUCUCCCUUACAUCACUACUAUGAAAGAAUUACUAAAGGACGUAAUCCAGAAAGAAGAUAUAUGAAACCGGAACCAAUCUGUCCGGAACACGAGGCCAUGGAAAAAAACCUUGAAGAUAAUUUACAGAGUUUGGCUACAGAAUUAGCUCCAAUUUAUAAGCAGUAUGCUCCAGCUGCUUAUCAAAACCAGGUGGCGCUUGAACACAUUGCCCGAGAAUGUCGGCUUGGGAAGAAAGAAGGUCGUCCUUUCUCUGGGGUCACUGCUUGCCUAGACUUCUGUGCCCAUCCCCACAGGGACAUUCACAACAUGAAUAAUGGGAGCACAGUGGUCUGCACUUUAACACGAGAAGAUAACCGUUCAUUUGGUGUUAUUCCUCAAGAUGAGCAGCUGCAUGUGCUUCCUCUUUAUAAACUUGCAGACACAGAUGAGUUUGGAUCAAGGGAAGGAAUGGAAGCCAAGAUCAAAUCUGGGGCCAUCAUGGUCCUUGCACCCCGCCAGAGAAAAAGAAUGCGAUUUACUCAACCCGUUCCUCGUUCUGGGAAGAAGAGAGCAGCGAUGAUGACAGAGGUUCUGGCACAUAAGAUAAGGGCUGUGGAAAAGAAAUUUAUUCCUCGAAUCAAGCGGAAGAAUAAUUCAAUGACAAACAAUAGUAAGGCUUCAUCACUGCCCCUUUUAGGAAAUAAAACAGAGACUGCGCAACCUGAAAUAAAAAGUGAAACUGAACCCCAUCUUAUCUUCAAAGGUUCGGACAACACUAAAAGCUACUCACCAACCCCGUCCAUUCCUCACCCAGGGAAAGAGGCAAACUUCACUCCAGCCUUCUCCUGGUCCUCUAAGACUGCUUUGGUCACAACAGCUCCUUUUAAGAAUGAUGGAUCACUUUCGUACGGGUUUUCAGAAAGAGGUAGCAGUCCCCACUGCAUAAUGCCUUCUGCAAGACACAGUGGUGCUAAUGUAGCUGCUGGGGAAUGCGCUGAAAUUGCACAGCCUGGUGAAGUGGUUCCUCUUCCCACCUUGUCUACUCCUAUGACAAAUUCCCUGGGUUAUUCUGAGCCUCCCAUUGGCCCAUCUGAGCAGCUAACUUCCAAUCAGCCAAACCAGCAGCCUCCAUUCAUCACUUCUCCUCAUGAGCUUGCUUCCUCUCUGGUGGAAGAAGACGAGCAGCCUUCUGAAGCAGAUGAGCCUCCAUCAGACGACGCCCUGUCAGACGACCCCUUGUCACCUGCUGAGGAUAAACUGCCCCACAUUGUUGAGUAUUGGUCAGACAGUGAGCACAUCUUCCUGGAUGCCAAUGUUGGCGGCGUGGCUAUAGCGCCUUCCCACGGCUCGGUUCUGAUCGAGUGCGCCCGGCGAGAGCUUCACGCCACGACUCCUGUUGACCACCCCAACCGAAAUCACCCUACGCGCCUCUCUCUAGUCUUCUACCAGCACAAAAACCUGACUAAGCCCCAACACGGUUUCGAACUAAACAAGAUUAAGUUCGAGGCGAAAGAAGCUAAGAAUAAGAAAACUAAAGCCUCCGAGCAGAAAGACCAGGCAGCUAACGAGGGUAUUGAACUGUCCACAGAAGUUAAUGAAUUUAGCCAGAUUCCUUCUCACAAAGCGUUAACAUUAACCCAUGACAAUGUUGUCACUGUGUCCCCUUAUGCUCUCACACAUGUUGCGGGGCCCUAUAACCAUUGGGUCUGAAGGCUUUUCUCCCCUUCUUAAUGCCUUUGCGAGUGCAGUGUAUUUUUUCAAGGUGCUCUUAAAAGAAAGUCAUGUUGUCGUUUACUAUAGCUUCAUCUCACCCAUUUGAAGGCUGAGGUUAAAAAAAAAAAUUGGGGGUGGGUAUUUCUUAACUGUGACUAUAUUUUGACAAUUGGUAGAAGGUGCACAUUUUAAGCAAAAAUUAAAGUUUUAUAGUUUUAAAUACAUAAAGAAAUGUUUUGGUUAGGUGUUAACCUUGAUAGAAUCACUCAGUUUGGUGCUUUAAAUUGUUUACUAUGAAACGAGUCAUUUUUAGAGGAUUUUAACAGGUUCAUGUGCUAUGAUGUAAAAUUAAGACACACAGUGUUAACUCUACACAGCUCCUGGUGCUUAACCACAUCGACACAAAAAUAAGCUGAUUUAUUAUUUCAUGGUGCCAUUGUUCCAACAUCUUCCAAUCAUUGCUAGGAAAUCGGCAUAUUCCUUUGAAAUAAACCAAUGAAGUGUUUUCUCUCUUAAAAUAUUUCUCCUGUAUAAAAUAAUUCAUUAUUGUUAGUAAUGGUUGGAGGCUGUUCAUAAAUUGUAAAUAUAUAUUUUAAAAGCACUUUCUAUUUUUAAAAGUAACUUGAAAUAGUAUAGUAUAAGAAUCCUAUUGUCUAUUGUUGUGCAUACUUGCAUACAAGAGAAAUCAUUUAUUCUUGCUGUGUAGAGUUCCAUCUUGUUAACUGCAAUGUGUAUCCUAAUCAUGUAUAUGGUUUGUGUUUUUUAAAUGUGUCCUUUCUCAUUCAAAGGUUAGCUACUUAUAUAAAAUAGUUAGAUCAUGCAAAAAUUGUUAAUUCUCUGUAAAAUUGGAAUUAGGAAGCAUAUCACCAAUAUUGAUUAACUUUUCUUUGGAACUAAAUAAGAGUGAUCUCUUCUGAUUGAGCAACAAUGGCCCUGAUUUACUUUUACCCCAGCUUUUGUAAUAUAAUCCAUAAAAGAUGUUUCCAAAAGGAGAUGAGACAUAAGAUGAUUCUGAAGAGUCAAAUGCUUCUAAAGUUUCAAGGUGAUAAAAUUAAAAAAUUAUGUGGCAAGAACUUUAUCUACCCCUUAUUCAUUCUGAAAGUCAUUCUGGUUCAGAAGACAAAUAAAAUUCCUGUAGAAAUUUUUUUGAUAGUAAAUUUCCUAUCAUCAUCAUCACACACCGCCGCCGCCCCCACCCACCCACCCCCCACACACACUCUCUCUCUCUCUCUAAAUAAACAGUAGGGAUGGUAUCCUAAACAUGGUUUGUCCGUUAACAGCUAAUCCAAAGUAGUUUAUCUAAGUAUAUUGUUUUGGGGAAAUGUUAACUCAUCUUUUUCUAGGUAACAGGAAAAUAGGCAUUCCAGUUAUUUUAGCUCUCCCAUUAUUUUUCCCAUUGCUUUAUUGACUCAACUUAUAGCAAAGCAAAAGUGAUUUCCCAAUCAAAAUGUUUAGAACAAGAAGAAAUUUCAAUGAAAUACUUGAUUCUGUUAAAAUGCAGAGGUGCUAUAACAUUCAAAGUGUCAGAUUCCUUGGGAGUAUGGAAAACCUACUGGUGCUUCUCCCUUGGAAAUGCCAUAGGAAGCUCACAACCGCUAACACUCACAUUUCUGGUGCAAAAGCAAACAGUUCCAACAAGCUAUCUAAAGGAAAACUCAUUGUAACUUAUAUUAAAAUAAUAUGUGGUGCAAAGUAUCAGUUUCGAGCUUUUGACUGAUUUUGACUAAAGGAAUAUGAAGGGAUUGUAAAUAACAAAAUGUCCAUUGAUUGACCAUCAUCUUGUCAAGUAGAUUUCUGCUUCUUGAAUAUGUAAAAUAGAGUAAAUCAUUGACUUGUUUUAGUAUUUUGUGUGCCUUAGAUUUCUGUUUGAAAACAUGUAUAUUUUUGUGAGCCUAAGGUUUCUUAUACAUAUGAGUAUAUAAAUAAGUGAUUGUUUAUUGUUUCCGCUGCUUCAGUAAGAUAUUACUAGUAUUAGACUAUCAGGAGUACACCCUUGUGAUAUUUUGUUUUAGACUUUAGGCCUUAGCUCCCACCAGAAAUUAUUUCCUCAACAGAUUUAAUGGAUAAAGUUGUAAGAACCUUUAUCCAUCCAUCCAUCUAUCCAUUCUCUAUUCAGUUCUCAUUGAAUGUCUGCCGAAUUUAAGUAUUAGCUUUGUUUUUCUUUAAGUCACCACCCUGACGUAGUAAACUUAAAGAAUUAAAAUUCCAAAAGGUACUGUUUUUUUUUUUUUUUUUUUUUUUUUUCAAAAACAGCAAAUUCCCUUCAAAACAAUCCACUGCAAUACAUCUGCAGCUAUUCAAAUCAGUUUGUCACUAAGUUUGAAUAAAUUCCUUAACAAUCUAAACUUGAAACACCAUUGUUGACGUAGGGGAACAUUCAGAUCUGUGAAGUUAGUCGCAAUUUACCAAAAUGAAUACAUGAAAAUACCCUGUCUCAACUAAAAUAUUUCCAUUCUCUUAUUGUAAGUAGCACCAUGAAUGGCUUGCCUCAACUGAUAACCCCUUGGUGGGAACCACCUAUGAUUCCUACCUUGUUGAACUCUUUUAUUUCCCAAGUUUCACAGUGUACCAUCCCAUUGUGUGCCCUGUGAUUUUUUUUCAAAGUUCAUGCUUAUAUGUCCUGCAGGAUUGUGAUUGUAUGCUGGCUUUACUGUUUUUAGAAUGCUCUUUAUCAUGAAGCAAGGAAAUAAAUUUGUUUGAAAUGACAUUUUCACUCAGAAAACUGGUCAUCUAACAUUAUUUCUACACUUCUGUUAUGUUUUACUGUAAAACCUUUUGUUUACCUCUUUUAUAGCCUUAUGUUUCAUCUUCUGCCUUUGUUCAUGGUAUGAUAAUUGAAUUCAUUUAUACUUGGCCCUUAAGUUAGCCCAACCUGUUCAUCAUAGUCACAAAGUUACCAAUUAUAAUGAGAGGAUAACUCCUACUUGAUGUAGAAUCCUACAAAAUGUCAUGCUGCCCUUCAAUGUCUCUUUAAUGGCUCUCAGGCCAUUGAUGAAAACAAUUUUCUCUUGUGCCUGUCAGCCUCAUCUUCAUAUUUCCAAUUCAUCCACAAAGUAUCAAAUAGAUCAUAUCAUAAACCUGAUUGAAACAUAUUCUUAUUGAAAAUUGAGGCUAGCUGAAAAUGUAUAGCUAUAGGUCAAGUUUUGCAAAAUGUUUGCAUCUUAAAUACCCUUCCACAUUCCUUAUUAUGAAGUCUGCAUGUGGAUGAAAUAAUUUCAUUUGUUAAAUAUAGAAUUUCAACUAGAUGAGAUUCAUAAGCAAUUUACUUAAGACAUAACCCCAAUAUAUAGUUAAUUGAAUGCAUACCGCUGUGUAAAUGAGGUACCGAAUUCAUAUGAAGUAACCUACUUUCUAAUGUUACUACUUCAGUGGAUUCCUACUGAUUAUCAUUUAUUUCACAACAGCAUGUAUGAAAAUAACCCCAAUCUAUUUAAGUUUAGUAUUCUUAAAACAAAUUAUAUCUUCUAUCUUGGACGAACUUAUGACAUUGCAUGACAACUUCCACAAAUAAUGGGCACAGCAUUUCCUUUGAAUGUGCCCAGCAAAUCAGUAGCUGUAUGUGACCUUUAAUAUAUAGCUACCUUCUAUUUCACAACUUCCUGAUGCAUGGAAAUCCUUUUUGUCUAGAUUUAGUACAACUGGGAAUUUUGAUCUCUUGUAGAAAUUUAUGAUGAGACUUGUGAAAUAAGGUAAAAUAGUGGCCUCUCACAGCCCCAGAAGAUACCUUAGAAGUCAUACAGUCCAGUCACUGGGGCCCAGACAGAUGUCAGUGUCGGUGUUCAAUUACAUUUGGAAAUAAAAUUUAAACAGUCAAAUGAAGGCCACUUUUUGGUUAGGAGGACUAUAGGAAAAUUUGAUCUGCUCACCCACAGGGGACUUUAUCACUAUAAUCUUAUUUUUGGUACAAGUCAAAAUAAAAUGGCUUUUGGGUUCUUUUUCUGAGCAAUUCAGGGUAAGAAGUGAAAUUGAAUCAAGAUUUCCCUGCCUGUAGAGUUUCGUGGGCCUUUUGUGGGAAAUCUAGCUGACUUUUACCUAUUAAGCUGUCCUGUUAAUUCAUCUCACAAAAUGUGGCAAUUGUCCUAUUUGCUAUUUCAAUAAAUGAAAAUCAAGUACUGAUAGAGUACAGGUUUUUAUUUCCCCUGGAACAAGUGUUUGGCACAUAAAGGGAGUUAUAGAAGACUGAAUGGUUGGAAUAAUUGGGGAAAGUAUAUUUCCAUUGUAUAUAUUCCCUAGCCAUAGUUGUACAGUCUAUCCACAUUCUUGCAUAGUUGGCCUCACAACAGAGUCCUAGACUAGUUAUUUUGAUGGGACUGUCUAUGUGUGUUAGAAUACUGUUUUGUGCACAGCUCCUAAACUUGCCCGUAAAUGUACUGAACUUGUGUAACUUUGAUGUCAGUGAUAUGGCACACUUAACCAAAAUAGAAUUCAGUGCCCUGAUUUCUGAAGACGUCUGGAUUUAUUUAAACCAAAUUAGGCUCCGUGUUGAGCUUUCUUCUAAUGGUUUACAAAAUGAUGCCAGGAGCCGUCCCUCAGAACUAUCUGAAAGACUGCCUCCUGGGCUUGAAGUCCUUAGAAGUUUUGCUGAAUAAAACAUAAUUCUUAACUUGGCAAGUGAAAAAAAAAAAAAAGAUGCCAUCCAUGGCUCUGAAAUACAGUUUGUAAAGAAUCAGUAUGUUCUUUAUCAGAAGUGGAAUUUGUGUAUUUUCUUGGAAUAUAUUGAGAAUCAUUGGAAUCUUUGCUUUUCUCUAGUGUAUAAAAUAAGAGUGUGAGUUCUUAUGUUAAUUUUGGAGAUGGUGGAGCUGGUUUUAAUGCAGUACAUCACUCUUCUUGUCCACAAUGAACUUGACAAACUAAUUGUCUGCAUUCCGGUAUCCGGAAGACUUCCCUUCAAUGCCUGUUUCUUCUCGGUAUUGAAUUAAAUACCAUUGUUGACUUCAAAGGGCAUGUGUUUUGUUCCUUCAGGUAAUCCAGGUGUAUUUGUCACUGCUUAUUUUCCCCUCUGUGAGGGUCUCACCUUGUGUUUCUCUUUUGCACUGUUUAAUAUCUCUAGCUGUAAAAGUCUAACAUUAAUCAUUUCUCUGUUGGUUGUACUCCUUUCCCGUCCCUACUGUGAUGUUCAUGAUCUUCCUUGGGUCAUAAAUUUUCUUCUAGUUUGCUCAGCCAUAGAUGUCCCUUAAAUUAAAAUAAAUCUUAGUCUAAGGUAAAUGUUAUAUAUAAACGGAUUUAACCCUUUUAUGUCUGAGUGCAACUUUGGAAACCCUUGGUUACGAGUAUAAACCUAGUUUUCCUAAAAAAAAAAAAAAGUCCUAGUAGCUGUUACGAAAAGCAUUCUCUCAAUCACCACACACACACAAAAAAACACCAAAAAAGAAAACAAAAAAACCUCAACUCUCAGAAACAUUUUCAUUUUUGGAGAAAUAAUAUUGGAAAGUAAUUUGGUUUCUUCUCCAUCUGGCUAGGUAUAAACUUGCAUCUUUGAGCAGAAACUCUGGUAUUAUUUUUCUUUUCUCAUUUUACUGAAGCUACAUUGUCAGCAAGUGUACUUUCAUUCUUCUUAGUUUUCAGUCCUUUCCUCUGAUUUUCUUUAAGACUGUUGCUUCCACUCUCUGUUCUAUCUUCAUUCCCCCAUGUGUGUCCCUUACACAGAUACACAUGGUUAAUUUUAAGAAUAGCAGUGAACUUGGUCAGUUGUCUUUUCCUGUCUUUUAAAAUCACUUCAUCAAUCCUUUUUGGGAUAAUACCAAAAAGAAUUACAAGCUUUUAGUCCGCCCUUUUGGUUAAGAGGCAAAUUCAGUUUUUAGGAACCCCCAGAUUAGCAUCAAGUGCUCUUUACCUAUCCCAGUGAUGUUUGACCCUCAUUUCAUUUGUUAGUGUUUGAAUGUUUCACAAAAAGUUGCUUGAGAAGUUAUAUAUUCUAGCACUCCAGCUUUGCUAUUUCUGUGUAACACAUCAUACUAAUUAUCAAUUUUCUGACCAGUGACUUUGAAUUAGUGGGUGUGAUCUAUAGAGUAGAUAGUAUUUUCUCUUUUUUUUUUUUUUUUUUUUUGCCUGUUUUCUUCCUUAUCUCACAGCUCAAUUUUGUGGAUGGUUUCUGUUUUCUAAGGUAGAUUUAUUCCUUUGGAAUUUGGUUGUUGGCAAUAAUAGGAACUGUUUUAUAACCUAGAUGAGAAAAGUUUUUUUUUUAAUGGACUGAAAGUAAUCCGAAGAGUUAAGUCAGUCAUCAGAAGUGCUUUCUUCUGAGCACAUGUGGAGGAAGUUAAGGGGCAGAAAGGAAGAACUGUGUUCCUAUAAGCAGCCUGUGGGUUCACCUACCAGCUCAAAACCACGUUAUAAUGUUUCUACUCCUCACUCCAUACCAGUUUCUUUCCAAAAAAUAGCAACUCAAAAUGAGGAACCCUUUUGAAAGAAAAUAUGGAAAUAAGAAUUAUAAUACUUGUACUUUAUAAUGUUUUAGGCUAUCAAACUCUUUCCUAUCUGCCACUUUUUUCUCCAUAAUACUGAUGGUUGGACAGAGAACAAUGUUCCCUUCUUAUUGGUGAUAAAGCUGCAGAUUGGCAAGAAAAGCAAAUGACUUUCUCCUAAUCACAAAGCAAGUCAACUCAUUUGAGACUAAGGUAAUAAUUGCAGACUGCUGAACAGAUUUCUUUGCCAUAAACUAUGACUUAGAGAGUGUUACUGAGUGAAUAUUUUGUCAGAUCUAAUCUAAGAAUAAUACAAAGUCUACUUAUUGUACAGAAAAUACGCUUCCGAAGUAUUUUGUUUCCACUAUUUAUUUUAGCCAGCUAUUUUCUUAUGCAUAUAUUGGAAGGUCCGGUCAGAUUCAUAGGACUUCUGUAUUAGGGCUUAGGUUAAUGAAGCUUUAUUUUUACCCCUGUAAAAAUUUUUUGUUGUUGUUUUGUUUAAAGAAUGUCCCCAUACUACUGAAACAAAGGGAAACAAGGUCAACAACUCAUAAUCAAAAUUCAAUGGUUUUGUAAUUUGAAAUGGUUGAAGGGAAUGUGCUGGGUAAACUGAUUAUUUUAGUUUCCAGGCACUCAUGGUAAACAUGUAAAAUUGUUGACAUCUCUCAGAAAUAGCUCUGUCUCCCAGUUAUUUGAAUUUGUUUUUUGUUCUACUUUUCCAGCCAUGUAAAAUCUCUGUGUCAAAGGUUAAAUAUACCUUUGUUCAGAGAGUUAAGAAAAAUAAUAAGAUGUAUUAGUUUUUAGUAAGCUCUUUAUAAAGAGGAAAGUUGGGCUACUUCAUCAGUAUAUUAUGGGCUACUAACAAAAAACAUAGUCCAGACUGUUCUAAAAAUAGUCAAAUAACAUUUUUGGUGAUUUAGUUCAAUAAUUGCCUACCCUAAUGCUUCUCUGUGAUAUUGCUAAAUAAAUCCCUGAUGACGUAAGACUUUACAAAAAGAGCUCUUUUUAAAAAAAAAACAAACAGAUAUACGGUCUUUUUUUUUUUUUUUUUUAACUUUUAUGAGCUAACAUUGUGAUAGGUGCUUUAAGAGAAAUAUUUUUCCAGAAUGAUUUUGUAGUAAAAGUAAAGGGCAGCUUUUGUAUUGUGAUGUCUGGGUGGAUAGUCAUCUUUCGGUUACUAAGAAAUCAUGUAGUGUUCCCUAAAGAGAAGCUCAAAAAUCUGCUCAGCAGAAAGAAAAGUAUUGAUUAUUGGUUUCUUCAUUUUCUCUUAUGCUAUGUGGUGACCUACCAAAUAGAUUCACAGGCGUAUCAAUAUCUGUUUGGAGGAUACCGAUUAUGCUUAUCAUUUGUGGGAACAAAAUAUUCAGAUUCUUCACCAUGGUGAAGUAGAGUAGUACUAAAUUCCCAAUAGAGAAUUAUCAAUUUUACAAAAUAAUAUUUAUGUCUCCAGCUGACUUUUUCCUCUCUUUGGGGUAUAUUUACUAUUUAUUUUGUAUCUUUGAUCUUUUUCUUUGGAAGAUUUUACCUAUUGCCGUCCUACUGUAUUAAAUAUCCCAUACAAUGAAAUAGGUUAGUAAAGAUUUUAAAACCCCACAAAUAUCCAUUUUUGGUUCUUAACACAUGGGGGGAACAGUUUUUAUAAAAGCACUUCAACAUGUAGAAGGGAAAGAAUCUUAAUUAUGAUGAUUUCAAUUCAGGAUCAAUAGGUAGUGGCUCUGCAAACAAGGGAACACUUACUAGCAGUACUUGAAGACUUGUGAGUUGAAAUUGCAUGUUACUUGAAAGACCUAAUUAAGCUAAAUUUUGGUGCACAGGAGUUGUACAUGAUUUCAUGUUUAUGUAGCAAAAUGCUUUGAAAUGUACUAGUUUUGAAAAAUACAUGUAAAGAUAGUUGUGAAAAUUGUCUAUUAUAUUUUCCUGUGUGUCUCAUUUAUUUAGAGCAUAAAGUUUCUUUUUUAGUUGUUCUAACUGAAUAAGGCUAAAUGAAUACUGUAAUUGAAAUUAUAUUUUAAAUCUUUGUCAUGAGUUUUUAAAAAAAAAAAACUAUUGCAAAUUGUAUCAUUCCUGAUUACACAGAACUUUGUGGGUGGUUUUAAAUAAAUUUUAUACUUCUAUUUUGCA